Molecule: messenger RNA, 765 nt
Organism: Oikopleura dioica
Lineage: Eukaryota; Metazoa; Chordata; Appendicularia; Copelata; Oikopleuridae
Source: the annotation of a GenBank genome assembly
AUGAAGCUCCUGAGAAGAAUGCUCCCGAUCGCCAUUCUCGGACUGGCUCUUGUAGCUAGGGCGGAGGAGUUUGAUGAAGAAGUUGGAGACGACACCGUGGAAGUAAAUGACGUCUUGGACGAAGAUGAGGGCGAUGACAUGGGAAUCAUCGACGAGCUCGAGGAAGAGUCGGAAGUUCAAAUCAAUACAUACUGGCCGGAAGCAACAAUUACUGCCGGCAAGGUUUCCGAAGUGCUUGUUUCCGUCAAGGUUGCAUCCACCGCCAUGAACCGAUACCAAUUCGGCAUCAUCGAAGGUGGCUUCCACUUUCCCCAAGACCAGAGCUACAAGGUGCAGAAUUUCUCCUCGAUCAAGUACAAUCGUGACCUCGGAUCCGGCCAAGAAGCAACUUUCCUUUACCCAUUUGUUGCCGCCGAACUCGCCGGAGGACGAUCUUACGGACUCCAGAUCAACCUCGCUUACGAAGCCGACUCCAGCCCUCCUCGUCAAAUGUUCGCAUCUGUGGUUAACCAGACGGUCGAAGUUGCCGAAAACCUCGACAAUGCCGCCGCCGAGCAGUUCUUUAUCUUUUUGACGUUCGCUGCCUUCGCCGCUGUCGGCUUCUUCCUUUUCGCUUCCAAAUUCUCGUCAAAGAAAAAGGCCGCUCCCGUGGAGGUCGGAACCUCUGCCACUGCCGACGCCAGCUGGAUUCCCGACAUUCACAUGAAGAAGAGCGCUACCACGCCGAAGACCUCUCCCCAGUCGCGCCGACGCAAGGUGGAGUAA